AUGGAGAACGAGAAAAUUGAGCAAACUUGGAAACAAAAAUUACUAUUUUAUACUACAGCUUUCUUCGUGCUGCUUGGCAUAUUUAGCUUAUUUUCGUUUUUAUUCCUUGUGCCUUUUGUCAUCGACCCGGCUUUUACAACGAUUUUCAUGGAAUUUGACGAAGAACCCGCUCAUUGUGUGACCUUAAGAACAGAUAGACGCAUAGGUGCAUCAAAUUGUAGUUGGACAUCUUGCAGAGAAGGUUGCACAAAAGAUAUUUAUACGUGCACACAAAUUUUUGUAAAUUACAAAGCGGCUAAUCGUACUAACACCUCAACAGUUUUAUCUACUGUGCCACCUCAAGCUCUACUAAUGCGUGAAAAAAGAGCUAUUUUAGACGAUUACGAUUACGAUGAAGACGACUUAUCAAAUGAUCAUGAAGAAUGGACAUUCCAGGAAGCAAAACUUUUACCUAACGUAAAGGGCUGUGGUUACCCUCCUAUGCUCAACUGUUCCAUUUUUUUAAAAACUCACCAAGAGAUCGGAUCCAAUUUUUCUUGCUAUUAUAGUAAAGUAGAUCCCAGUUUGGUUAUAAGUCACUUAGACAUGUGGCAAGUUUACAUGAACUUGGUGUACGCCAUGGCAAUACCAAUUCCUUCGUUUAUUAUAUCUGUAGUGUAUUUGGCGUUUGCCUAUUUUAAAAUUUAUAACGAAGACGAAGAAGAGGCCCCUCUAGAGAAAAAUGCUGAAGAUAUUGACAUGGAAGGCGAUAGCGGGCCUGUAGAAACACCAAUUCCUCCGGCUAGUGGAGGAUUAACACCAGCAAGUGAAGCGUUUAGAGAAGAUCUGGCAAGUUUUGGUCACCAUCUUAAAGUGGCUAUGGUGGAUGAUAUGAGUCGAGAUAGUUUAGUAGACGGAGUUUCAAUCGGAGUCCCAAUUGGAGGAAGCAUAGGCAAAACGAUGACAACCAGCAUCUCGACCACAGGAGGUCCAGUAGCUAAUAUAUAAAAUUAAUGAGCCCUGAAGCCGCAUUUUGAAUGUUCUCAAGCUUAUGUUUCUCAUUCUUUUCGUAAAGCCUAGGAUAAAUUCAAAGAUAGUUUGAAAUGAAAAACGUUAUUCACGUUCCUCUCAAAAUAGAUAGUAAGUAUACAUAAUUUUUCUUAGUUAUGCUUGCAAUAUUCGAUAAAUUCGGUAUAAAAGCACAUUUUCCCGUUUGCUUUUUAAAUCGAUGCUUUCCAAUAAUAAUUAAAGAUUUUAGUGUCGCACGCAUAUCGUUACAACUUGACCUUAUCAAAUGUCGUAAUGUACCGUCCACAACAAUAAAACCCCAUUUCACAUGCAAUUAUUCAAGUAUAAGAAAUCAAUUUUCAACAAAAUAUCAACUAACCUUGAAAAACCUUGAAAAAAAUCUUAUCAAUUCUGAUCAAUUUUUCAAUAGAAAUACAGUACAUGUACAACGUUAUUCCGGUAAUUUACAUUUUAAAAAUAAAUCAUUUCAGCACGUAAGUCGACUCAAAUUAUAUCUAAACACACAACAUUGAAUACAAUGUAAUUAUACCAAUUUCUGCAUUAAUUAUACUACGAUGCGCGGUGGUAUUUUACAAAUUAACGGGAUUGUUUACGCGACCAUCUAUAAUGCCGUAGACCAGAUUUAAUGCCUGUUCCGGGUAGAUAAAUUGCGCGGACGCAGGGCGAAUAUGUAAUUUACGUUUAACCGGAAUAUUUUAUGAAAGAUUAAAUUUAUAUUAUGUAACCCUUUUCAGUUAAAUCCGCGCUAUUAAUUUUGAAUGAACGUACAAUAUUUUUUCCAGUAUAAAUGUAAAUGCUACCCACUUUCCCGUGAAAAAUCUAACGACGACAAAAGAAAUACUCCAAUAUUGCUCAUAUCAAACUAACCGAUGUUCAUUUCUUUUAAUGACCGACAAUCCGUUUUCUGCCGACCGUCAGACAAUAAUGCUCCGAGUCGUUUUUCAACUUCCCAAUACCUCCGUAAAAAUUUUAUCAACCUUUACAGUUAUUUCUCAAUUUCAACUUUAUCUCUUUCGAAACACGACGUAUCAAUGCCUCAUGUUUGUAUUUUUAGUAACGCAUUGGAGAUCGGACAACGAAAAUAAAGGAAUGCAUGUACAUUUUGAUUCGAAAAAUGCUCAUCUAAAAAAAGAACAGAGCUUGUUCAAUAGAACUUCCUAUUUUUUCUCAUUUUCACACAACUAAUUUCUUUCAAUUUCGCUUUCAUAGAAUGACCCUAAUCAUGAUAUUCUAAGUUGUUAUCACUUUAUGUGGCUUUACUUUACUUUUACUUUACUGUGACGUUAUUUUAACAAUAGCUCAUUAU
Phyllotreta striolata is the source of this 2314-nucleotide messenger RNA. NCBI's taxonomy places the organism in Eukaryota, Metazoa, Arthropoda, Insecta, Coleoptera, Chrysomelidae. The record is from the annotation of a GenBank genome assembly.